Rosa chinensis is the source of this 740-nucleotide messenger RNA. RefSeq lists its product as uncharacterized. Bases 129 to 599 code for a protein of 156 amino acids. The transcript is spliced from 3 exons. The record is from RefSeq and is a predicted model, not a curated record. NCBI's taxonomy places the organism in Eukaryota, Viridiplantae, Streptophyta, Magnoliopsida, Rosales, Rosaceae.
AAAGAUUGUGUUGCCGCCAAUUGUGUAUUAAAAUCCCUUCGAACUUUCAAAUGGAUAAGACGUGGUUCUGCUAUGAUACGCAUAUAAAACAACCACGUCUGUAGAAGUGGAGGUCAAUUCCCUAUCAGAUGAGUCACCUAUAUGAGGAUGAAGAGGAUUACGAAGAAAAUGGAUAUGACGAUAGUGAGACACAAGAUGUUGGUGGCGACUUUAAUAUUCAACAAGACGACGACAGCGAAACACAAGAUGUUGGUGGCAUGUUUCAUCAGCAAGAUGACGUCAAUGUUUCAUCAGAGGCGCCUGGGGGAAUAAAGAAGCACCGUGGUCCAAAACAGAAGAAUUGGGCAAUGGAGGGUCGGGAAAAGCUCUUGUGGAAUCGUUUUGGACUUCCUAAGGGUCCACGAUUGAAGGUGGCAAGAUUCUCAAGAUUCUUGGGUAUUUUGGCAAAAGACUUUACACUUUUUCCAAUUAGUACACCUGACUACCGGCAUUUCAAGCUAGUGACAAUCUUGCAAGGGCUUGGAAUCGUGUUAAGGAAACUAUUGAUUGGUCUAAUCCUUGGGUUGCAAGUUUGGAAGGUAAAAUCAAGAAAAGGGUGAAGAGCAAGUUAAAUGAACGGUGGAAGCACUGGAAGUCUCAGUUGCGUAAAAAAUGGUAUAAACCAUUCAUGAACACACCACGUAGGUUUCAAAAGCCUAAUGAUGAUCGUGUCAAUGAGCGUCAAUGGAAAAUUUUUGUUG